This is a messenger RNA of Fragaria vesca subsp. vesca, 1933 nucleotides long. RefSeq names its product CBL-interacting serine/threonine-protein kinase 3-like. The record is from RefSeq and is a predicted model, not a curated record. Gene Ontology annotation, molecular function: protein kinase activity; ATP binding. Gene Ontology annotation, biological process: signal transduction; protein phosphorylation. Bases 355 to 1662 code for a protein of 435 amino acids. NCBI's taxonomy places the organism in Eukaryota, Viridiplantae, Streptophyta, Magnoliopsida, Rosales, Rosaceae. The transcript has 16 exons.
GGUGGACAAAAGGAUAAAAGAGUCCACAAGUAGAAGAGAAGAAGAAAGUGUGUGAUAGCCAGGCAGUAGAGUAGGUGCCGCUCUCUCUCUCUCUCUCUGCUUUGCUUCGAUAUUGGGGUCUCUGGUGUGUCUUUUGAGCAACUCAAAAGCCAAGCCAAAUAAUUUGCCAGCUAAUUCUUCAUUUCCCAUAAACGCUCGUACCCAUCUUCACAAUCAGGAAUUUGGUGGGCGGGCGAGCGAGCCCUCCUUGUACUCGCUCAAUUGGGUCACUUGUUCAAUUCGAUUUUGGCUGCUGCUGCAGCACCGAGUGGAAGAUCGAGCUGCAGGAUCUGAUAUUGAAUUAUUAAAUCGAUAAUGAAUCAACCAAAAAUCAAGCGUAGAGUGGGUAAAUAUGAGGUGGGAAGGACAAUUGGCGAGGGAACAUUUGCAAAAGUCAAGUUUGCUAGAAAUUCUGAGACUGGAGAACCUGUGGCUCUUAAGAUUCUUGACAAGGAGAAGGUUCUCAAACACAAAAUGGCUGAACAGAUCAAGCGGGAAAUAGCAACAAUGAAGCUGAUUAAGCAUCCAAAUGUUGUUCAGUUGUAUGAGGUCAUGGGGAGCAAGACGAAGAUAUUUAUAGUGAUGGAGUUUGUUACUGGGGGAGAGCUCUUUGAUAAAAUUGUAAACAAUGGUCGGAUGAGAGAGGAUGAAGCACGUAGAUAUUUCCAACAGCUUAUUAAUGCAGUUGAUUACUGCCAUAGCAGAGGUGUCUAUCACAGAGACCUGAAGCCAGAAAAUUUGCUAUUGGAUGCCUAUGGGAACCUUAAAGUUUCUGAUUUUGGAUUGAGCGCACUAUCUCAACAAGAUGAUGGCUUACUUCACACUACCUGUGGAACUCCAAAUUACGUUGCUCCUGAGGUCCUUAAUGAUAGAGGCUAUGAUGGAGCAACUGCGGACUUGUGGUCAUGUGGAGUGAUACUCUUUGUAUUACUUGCAGGUUACUUGCCGUUUGAUGAUUCCAAUCUUAUUAACCUCUAUAGAAAGAUCUCAGCAGGUGAAUUUACUUGUCCCCCUUGGCUGUCGUUUGGUGCCAUGAAACUAAUAGCUCGAAUUCUGGAUCCCAACCCUAUGACACGUAUCACUAUUUGUGAGAUUCUGGAAGAUGAAUGGUUCAAGAAAGAUUACAAGUCACUUAUGUUUGAGGAGAAAGAAGAUACAAACUUGGAUGAUGUAGAAGCUGUUUUCAAGGAUUCAGAAGAGCACCAUGUAACAGAGAAGAAGGAAGAACAACCAACAGCUAUGAAUGCUUUUGAGUUAAUUUCAAUGUCAAAGGGGCUGAACCUUGGGAAUUUGUUUGAUGUAGAACAGGGUUUUAAGAGAGAAACAAGAUUCACAUCUAGAUGCCCUGCAAACGAGAUAAUUCAUAAAAUUGAGGAAGCUGCAAAGCCCCUUGGUUUUGACGUACAGAAGAAAAAUUACAAGUUGAGGCUAGAAAACAUGAAAGCUGGGAGAAAGGGAAACCUUAAUGUUGCAACAGAGAUAUUUCAAGUUGCACCUUCUCUUCAUAUGGUUGAGGUGAGAAAAGCCAAAGGGGAUACGUUGGAGUUCCACAAGUUUUAUAAGAACCUCUCAACCUGCUUGGAGGACGUUGUUUGGAAGACUGAGGAGGACAUGCUAGAAUGAAAUAAAAUCAGUGUCUUAAUUGUAAUCAAUUUUGUCAUGAUGCUACAUCAAGGAUUGCUCUAUAUCUUCAUUCUUUUUUUUUUUCUUUUUUUCUUUUGGGUAGCUUCUUUUCUCUCCUGUAGAUUUACAGCGACAAAUCCUCAGUUGUUUUCCAUUGAAAUAUUGGAAAGCAUGAAAAUUCGAACCAUUGUGUAAAUGCUUGUUUUUACCAUUCAAUAGCACAUUUUCAGACAGGGAGAUGACUAUUGAUAGUUCUCUCACUUGUGGUUUU